UUUAAGCUAAUCUUCCUUUUAUUAAGUAACUUAUUGCUCAAGUUACUUAACCUUCAAGCUUACUCCAACAUCAGCCUCAUGCAAAACGGCUUGGAUCCAAACCAUGCUUCAAUUAAUUUCAAUUUUAACCGAUCUUACGAAGAAUGAUAUAAUCCCACAACGUGCCUUGCCGUUGACCUUUUCCUUAAACUCCGGAAAAAAAAACAGAGAACAAAAAGUUAUUGUAAAGCAGAAGAAUCCAAGAUCAAUCAAUCAAUCAUCUAUUGUUGAUCAAAAUGGAAGCUCAAAAUAUCUUUCUCUAUCUUUUAAUCGUCUUUCUAUCUCUACAUUUUGUGUUUGCAACUCUGAAAGGACGGCUGAGUCCGGCUAAUACACGGCGGCUUAUCCGCCUUCUCCAUCUCCCGAUCAAAUCACCAGCCGCCGCUGCUAUUUUCGCCAGAAAAGACAUCCGUGAGUUUCUUGAUUCAUCAAUCAAAUUAGUAAACGAAGAAGAUGAUUUCGGCUUCAACUUCGAUUUCAAACCAUACAUGAUCAACAAAGCAGAGACAAUAAACAGAGCAUUAGACGAAGCCAUUCCACUCAUUGAGCCUCUCAACAUCCACAAGGCAAUGCGUUACGCGAUUCUCGCCGGAGGCAAACGUGUCAGGCCAAUACUCUGCCUCGCUGCGUGUGAGCUAGUCGGCGGGGAAGAGCGUUUGGCGAUUCAAGCGGCUUGUGCGGUUGAAAUGAUCCACACAAUGUCACUCAUCAAAGACGAUCUUCCUUGUAUGGAUAACGACGAUCUCCGGCGAGGCAAACCAACAACACACAAAGUAUUCGGAGAAAGUGUAGCUAUUCUCUCCGGCGGCGCACUUUUAGCUCUAGCUUUCGAGCAUUUGACGGAAGCUGACGUGUCUUCCAAGAAAAUGGUUCGAGUCGUUAAAGAAUUGGCUAAGUCUAUUGGAACGAAAGGACUUGUGGCGGGACAAGCGAUGGAUUUAAGCAGUGAAGGGCUGGAUCCAAACGACGUCGGAUUGGAGGAUCUUGAAUAUAUUCACGUUCAUAAAACCGGUGCGUUGCUCGAAGCAUCAGCGGUUAUCGGAGCGGUUAUUGGCGGUGGAUCAGAGGAAGAGAUAGAGAAGGUGAGAUACUUUGCGAGGUGUAUUGGCUUGUUGUUUCAGGUUGUUGAUGAUAUCUUGGAUGAGACCAAGUCCUCGGAGGAAUUGGGAAAAACCGCCGGAAAAGAUCAGGUCGCCGGAAAGCUGACGUAUCCGAAAGUGAUGGGUCUUGAGAAAUCUAAGGAGUUCGUGAAGAAGUUGAAGAGAGAAGCUAAAGAACACAUUCAAGGGUUUGAUUCUGACAAAGUGAAACCUUUGAUAGCUCUUACUAACUUCAUUGCCAACAGAAACAACUGAAAUUUUUGUUUGCUAUAUCGCUAAACAACUUACGUGAAGAAGAUGUUAUAUAAUGUAAUCAAAAUAUAUAGUAAUGUGACUAACAAAAUAUAUAAGUUUCUUAAUUGGGUGCUUGUAGUUUGAAGUUUAUAAUUACGUUUGUGUUGUAAUGUACUGUAUUCUGAUUUCGGGUUUGAUUUGUCCUUUAUUUUUCUUGAA
This is a messenger RNA of Arabidopsis lyrata subsp. lyrata, 1592 nucleotides long. Its product is annotated as geranylgeranyl pyrophosphate synthase 4. The record is from RefSeq and is a predicted model, not a curated record. Gene Ontology annotation, biological process: isoprenoid biosynthetic process. Lineage: Eukaryota; Viridiplantae; Streptophyta; Magnoliopsida; Brassicales; Brassicaceae. The transcript has a single exon. Bases 276 to 1394 code for a protein of 372 amino acids. Gene Ontology annotation, molecular function: geranylgeranyl diphosphate synthase activity.